Hypomesus transpacificus is the source of this 2351-nucleotide messenger RNA. Its product is annotated as zinc finger protein 501-like. The record is from RefSeq and is a predicted model, not a curated record. The coding region runs from base 711 to 2081 and encodes 456 amino acids. Lineage: Eukaryota; Metazoa; Chordata; Actinopteri; Osmeriformes; Osmeridae. The transcript is spliced from 5 exons. Gene Ontology annotation, biological process: regulation of immune system process; regulation of cytokine production; negative regulation of transcription by RNA polymerase II.
CUCCACCACAGCAGAUGGCGCGAAGGUUGGAAGAAGCCGGUGUAUCACCGGAAUAGCUUGAGUUGUUUACAUCCAGCUAGAAAGAAAGAGCUUGAAGGAAAAAGCUAGCUACUCUAGGUACAAUUUCGUUCUAUUCGAGUUUUAACCACCAAAAUGUCCAAUCUAGAGGUGUUCAGGGAUUUUAUCACUCAGCGAUUAACAACGGCAGCUUUGGAGAUAUUUAGGGCAGCUGAAAAAUCGUUUGCUGAGUUCGAAGAGGAGAUUUCUCGUUCAAAGGAGGAGAGUGAGCGACUUCAACGGUUGUUGGACAUUGUUAUUCAACCUGAAAUCAAGAUUCACCGAGCAGAUAUGGAAGAAGAUGAUGCUCUUGGCUCUUUUAUUGCCUCUGUUCUUCCAAACCCAUGUGGAGAUCAGUCUUUGCAAAACGCCUUGAAGACAUUGGGAGUGGAAUGCCUGGAAGAUAUGAAGUAUGUCAGGGAGGCAGACCUUCUUAACAUCCUAAGGCCAAUAGAAGCAAGGAAAGUGAUUGCCAGCUUUAAGGCUAUUGGUGAAAAUGAUUCAGCAGAUAUCUUCCAAACUCCCAGUGCUAUGGAACAGAGCCCCAUAGCAACACCCAGAAGAGUGACUGAAACUCCCCAAACACCCACGAGAGGAAUCGAACCAGCAACCUUCUGAUUGGAAGCCUAAUUCCCUAACCGCUCAGCCAUCGUAUGUGUCUGUAUAGGGGUACAGGCUCAAGAUACUUCCUUUACAAAUACAUGCUACAAGGAAUUCUCAUGAAAAGUUACUUUUGUGCCCUGACAGAUGGAUACAAUGCGGACUGUUCACCACAGUCAAGCACAAGUGCACUCCAUACUCGUGGACCAGUGGAAAAUGACUGGCAUUUUAAUUUUUCAAUCCCAUGGAACAAAAUGCCCACAGAACUGAUGAGAAAACUGAAGAAUAAGGAGCAACCAAAGAAGAAUGAAAGACUGCAGAUGAUCAAGCUCUUGGUUAGUGAAAUCCUCACAGUUUGCCCAUUUCCAGGAAAGAAACACCUGAGUGAAGUAGCUAGAAAGAUGGUAGUGACCUAUCCAUCAUCAUUCAAGGAUGUAAUUGAAGGAGAAGUUGUUGGCAGUGGUUAUGACUCCCUUACCAAGCAGCUCGUCAGUAGAGUAGACAACCCGAAGAGAGGGAACAACUACUUUGCCCAGAAAAGACAGGUAUCUAGCGCCUGUGAUGGUACACCCCACAAGAAGUUGAGAAUUGAUUCUUAUGGCUGCGUAAACUGGCUCCUGAAUACACUGCCACCUGGUGAAACAAAUGAAUCACAGAAAUUUAAACAAGAAGAACUGAAGAAAAUGUUCUUUUCUAACAGCAGUGACAGCAAAAACAUACAGAUGAAAAUGACAACUACAUUCUUUUCUCAGAGGAAAGACAUUACCAGUGGGGAAGAAGUAACUGACCUUGAAAGAGAAUGGCCAUAUCUUUUUGAGCCUUGUGGCAUGAGGAGCCAUUUCAAGGAACUAACUGGUGUAUAUGUGACUGAAGAAGCCAUAGAAAGCAAAUCUGAGAGAGUGGUUUUAUUCCUGAAAUCAUUUGAAAAAAGAAACAAGACUGAGGACAUCUUGGCAGAUGUGGAAGUGGACAAACAGAAGCAUCUGAAAGCCAAUCUACCUGCUUCUCUCCUGCUACUUCUCAGGCACUUCAAUGAGGAUGCAGACCAAAUGUUUCAUAAAAUGGAUGAAGUAUGCCUGGCUUUUGAGGUUGACUGUGCGAAGCUACCAAAGACACCUUGCAUCAUCGUAUGUGGGAAGUCCCCUGUGACGGCUGAGACCUUUAUGGUUUCUGCAGACCAGUGUAUUGUCAAUGGCAGCGUCACCAACUUUGGAGAUGCACUAUUCCUGAUGUUUGCUCUAUACUACUGCCUAAACAUCAGUUAUCCAGCAACACUGGGGACAACUUUGGAGUUCUUGCAGAGAUGUAUUUUCCGCAUAAAUCCAGAUAAGGGGACCAAAGUGGAGAAGGGAUCCAAGAAGGCGGUCAAUGCCAAAGUUCUCUCCCUGAUCCAAAAGAUUUCAGAUUAUGAAUGGAGGGAGUAGGAAACUGUAGUUUAUAAGAUGAGGCUAAAUGUGAUUUUUAAAUGUAUUGUAGCUAUGUUUCUGUUAAAGAGCAUGACCUAUGCUAUAUGUCGUGCAGACAACUUGUUUUAAAUAAACCGUUAAUAGUGACAGCUUGUUUUGGUUUUAUUGUAUUUUAAGCCCUGAAGUGUUUUAUUCUGUGUUUAAGUGUACAUUUCCAAAAUUAUACCACAGUUUCCAAACUAUAGGAUAUAUUACUAUAGUAUUACUGAAAUACUCUGUAGAAAAUAU